GCUUAUAGCCAAAGGAAGUUCUCCAAGAAAAUAGAUUUAAAUUUCAAAUUCAAUUUCAAAUAGACUUAUUACGAUUGAAUAAUAAAACCAUGCCUGUUAAUAUUUAAUUGUAAAAUCAUUUACAUGUACGCACAAUAAGCAGUUUGCCGGAAUGAGCAACAUUCGGAAAUACCGACUAAUCUUUGGCAACCUCCAACCUGCAUGUUUUCAAUACGGAUUUCACUGUGGACUAUAGUGUGACAGCCGUUGAAGUGACAAGCGAUCAUAUAGCAACCUUCCAUAAGGGAACCGUCAGCUGUGCUGGGCAAAGAUUUCCCGUUCGUGUGACCCCUUUCAUACGAGCCAUGCCUAGUUCAGGUGUGAGUUUCGAUCUGGCGGAGGACAUUUUCAACAACGUCUUGGGGAUUUCCCUGAAGAAUAAUUUCUUAAACGCAUUUGCCGACAACGCGAAGGUAAAACGCUUGAAGCUGACCUUCCUGUACUUAACGUGUGACAACGCCUUCUGUCUUGGUCGUCUGCUACCGCAGGCGAAGCUACGGUGGCCAGAAAGGGUGAUGGGUGUACGUGUAUACGUUAGCGACUCGAACCUCUCACUUGACACUAUGGAAGCGACCCUGAACAUCCGGGGCCGCUUCAACUUUUCCGCCGAAAGCGCCACCGAAGCAGAUCCAAUGUUCUCCGCAACUUUUAACUUUGCGCUGCCAGUACAAGUAAAAUUCUUCAACGGUUAUAUUUCUGCUAAGCUUGCAAACGCAAGCGGACAGAUUGUUAUAGACCAGUCACAUAUUGGCAAGAUUUUGAUUCCCGGGUUGCGUAAUCUCUUCGACGUCAUGACACCGAUUCUUACUCGACUUGGAAUGGAGACAUUGAACUCCAACCCGGUGUCCACUGAAAUUAAACUUCCAAAUGACGUCAUGUUUCAAACCAGCAGCGUGCAGCUGUUUCCGAAAAUGAUACGUGUAAACGCAGACCUCUGUCAGAAAGGUACAUACGGUUGCACCUAUUCCGCCAAAGACGAAUGGGUGGGCAGAAGCGAAGGUGGAGCGAUCAGUGUUGUUGACACUAUAACCACCACCACAAGUACAACCACAACAACCACUACAACACGGCAAACCGCCACAACCACGACCACUACAACGCCGAGGACAAGUACGAGGCAGAAGCAAACAACGUUGAUGAAUCUACAUGAUCAAACGCCGGAUACGGUUUCGAGAAACAACGGUACGCAGAACACCAAUAACUCGACGCGCCCCAUGUUGGUAGACUUAUCUAUCGGACAGAUAUCGGCCGACAGCCUGCUUACUGCAACCAAGGUCCCGGCGAAAACGAACGGAGCAAAUGCUAUCACAUUGACCUUGCUCGUAGAACUUCUCAUGUGCAUUGUUUUGUUCGAAGUUCAAACACUUUCUUUAAAACUGUAAAUUCACUGAUUUAUAAAUUAUGUUAUUUUGAGAGAAAGCCAAAUAUGCAAUGUCGUAACUUUACUAUACAACAUCACAUUCAAAUAUUACAUCGCAUUUCUCUAAAAGUUGUACCGGUUCUUUUUAUGUUGUUAAAUAUUAUUUUUAAUGACGCAAGCGCGUUUCAAUCCGCUUGCAACAACAAAAUAAAAUGGUAAAAGCAGUGUUUCUUGACAUCGUGUAUUUUCCUUCAAAUUUGUUAAUUGCUCAAUUUAUAUAUGAAUGAUAUUUACUUGUAAUUAAUCACAAGUAUUGCACAAUUCAAAAUAAUCAAUACGGUCCAUGAAAUAUUAUUAAUUAAGUACUUGUAUGUAUGUGUGUGCUGUAACUAUAGUUUUUGUGUAUGUAUCAUCACAUACGUGUGUUGUAUCUAUCACUGGCUUAUACCUUCUUACAUUCUGUAUAAACUUUUUACUAUGAUUUAUUUCAUUAUUGUUCGACAAUACUUACAUCAGUAUAAAAGGGGCCUUUUCACAUGUCGCAUAAUUGGUGUAUAUUUGAUAAUAAUGCAUGCCCUGGUUAACGUCAGUAUGGCCGAAACUCAUUAAUUUGUUGACAGUAGACGCACAAGUUCAGUCCGUUUAAAGUGUAGAUCAUGACAGGAUUACUAGGUUAAUAGAUGUUUGUUUCCGUAUCGUUGUAAUUACCAGCUAAUAAACAAAUUGGUUUGACCCAUCAA
This is a messenger RNA of Dreissena polymorpha, 2139 nucleotides long. RefSeq lists its product as uncharacterized. Lineage: Eukaryota; Metazoa; Mollusca; Bivalvia; Myida; Dreissenidae. Bases 345 to 1421 code for a protein of 358 amino acids. The record is from RefSeq and is a predicted model, not a curated record. The transcript has 10 exons. Gene Ontology annotation, molecular function: lipid binding.